AUGGUGGUAAAAACCUUCAUGGAUAUGGACCAGGACUCGGAGGAUGAGAAGCAGCAGUAUCUCCCAUUAGCCUUGCACCUUGCAUCUGAAUUCUUCCUCAGGAAUCCCAAUAAAGAUGUGCGCCUCCUCGUAGCAUGUUGCUUGGCUGAUAUCUUUCGUAUCUAUGCUCCUGAAGCUCCAUAUACUUCCCAUGACAAACUUAAGGACAUAUUCUUGUUUAUUACAAGACAAUUAAAAGGCUUGGAGGACACGAAGAGCCCUCAAUUUAACAGAUACUUUUACUUGUUAGAGAAUUUAGCUUGGGUUAAAUCUUACAACAUCUGCUUUGAGUUGGAAGAUUGCAAUGAAAUUUUUAUUCAGCUUUUUAGGACGCUUUUUUCAGUUAUCAAUAAUAGCCACAACCAGAAGGUACAAAUGCAUAUGCUGGAUUUGAUGAGUUCUAUCAUCAUGGAAGGCGAUGGAGUAACUCAGGAGCUGCUGGACUCCAUUUUGAUUAACCUCAUUCCUGCACACAAGAACCUUAAUAAACAAGCAUUUGAUCUUGCAAAAGUCCUGUUGAAAAGGACCGUCCAGACCAUUGAACCGUGUAUUGCCAACUUUUUUAACCAGGUUCUGGUACUGGGCAAGUCUUCAGUAAGUGACUUAUCAGAACAUGUGUUUGACUUGAUACAAGAGCUUUUUGCCAUAGAUCCUCACUUACUGCUGUCUGUCAUGCCACAGCUUGAGUUCAAGCUGAAGAGCAAUGAUGGAGAAGAACGUUUGGCUGUUGUUCGACUUCUGGCUAAACUCUUUGGUUCCAAAGAUUCUGAUCUGGCCACACAAAAUCGCCCUCUUUGGCAGUGCUUUCUGGGGCGGUUCAAUGAUAUCCAUGUCCCUGUGAGAUUAGAGAGUGUGAAAUUCGCCAGUCAUUGUUUAAUGAACCAUCCAGACUUAGCAAAAGACCUCACUGAAUAUUUGAAGGUUAGAUCACAUGACCCAGAAGAAGCCAUUCGACAUGAUGUUAUUGUUACAAUUAUUACUGCGGGCAAGAGAGAUCUUUCUUUAGUCAAUGACCAGCUGCUUGGCUUUGUAAGGGAAAGAACGCUAGACAAACGGUGGCGAGUAAGAAAAGAAGCUAUGAUGGGUCUUGCCCAGCUAUACAAGAAGUAUUGUCUUCAUGCCGAGGCUGGAAAAGAUGCUGCAGAGAAAGUGAGCUGGAUAAAGGAUAAACUUUUGCACAUAUAUUAUCAAAAUAGCAUUGAUGACAAAUUACUGGUCGAGAAAAUCUUUGCUCAAUAUCUCGUUCCACACAAUUUGGAAACAGAAGAGCGAAUGAAGUGCUUGUACUAUUUGUAUGCUAGCUUGGAUCCAAAUGCUGUCAAAGCACUGAAUGAGAUGUGGAAGUGCCAGAACAUGCUGAGGAGUCACGUACGAGAAUUACUAGACUUGCAUAAGCAGCCCACUUCAGAAGCAAACAGUGCUGCCAUGUUUGGAAAGCUGAUGACCAUAGCAAAAAACCUUCCAGAUCCUGGAAAAGCACAAGAUUUUGUGAAGAAAUUUAAUCAGGUUCUGGGUGAUGAUGAGAAACUUCGGUCCCAGCUUGAACUGUUAAUUAGUCCUACAUGUUCUUGUAAACAGGCAGAUGUCUGUGUGAGAGAGAUAGCCCGGAAACUUGCAAAUCCUAAGCAGCCAACAAAUCCUUUCCUGGAAAUGGUCAAAUUUCUUUUGGAAAGAAUUGCCCCUGUACAUAUUGACUCAGAAGCCAUUAGUGCACUAGUGAAACUAAUGAAUAAAUCCAUAGAAGGGACAGCUGAUGAUGAAGAGGAGGGUGUAAGUCCUGAUACUGCUAUUCGUGCAGGACUUGAACUUCUCAAGGUUCUGUCCUUUACACAUCCUACCUCGUUCCACUCUGCAGAGACCUAUGAGUCUCUGCUGCAGUGCCUCAGGAUGGAAGAUGAUAAGGUAGCUGAGGCAGCCAUACAGAUUUUCAGAAACACGGGUCACAAAAUAGAAACAGACCUGCCACAAAUAAGAUCAACACUAAUUCCGAUUUUGCAUCAGAAAGCAAAAAGAGGCACUCCUCAUCAGGCAAAACAAGCUGUUCACUGUAUACAUGCCAUAUUUUCAAAUAAAGAAGUGCAACUUGCACAGAUCUUUGAGCCUCUUAGUAGAAGUUUGAAUGCUGAUGUACCAGAACAACUUAUAACUCCAUUAGUCUCACUGGGUCAUAUUUCUAUGUUGGCUCCAGACCAGUUUGCAUCUCCAAUGAAGUCUGUUGUUGCAAAUUUCAUUGUGAAGGAUCUCCUGAUGAAUGAUAGGUCAACAGGUGAGAAAAAUGGAAAAUUGUGGUCUCCAGAUGAAGAAGUUUCUCCAGAAGUACUAGCAAAGGUGCAAGCCAUUAAGCUGUUGGUACGCUGGCUGUUGGGUAUGAAAAACAACCAGUCGAAAUCUGCAAAUUCCACACUCCGGUUAUUAUCAGCAAUGCUUGUCAGUGAAGGAGACUUGACAGAACAGAAGCGAAUCAGUAAAUCAGAUAUGUCUCGACUGCGAUUAGCUGCUGGUAGUGCAAUAAUGAAGCUUGCACAGGAACCCUGUUACCACGAAAUAAUUACCCCAGAACAGUUCCAGCUCUGUGCGCUUGUCAUUAACGAUGAGUGCUACCAAGUGAGGCAGAUAUUUGCCCAAAAACUGCAUAAGGCACUUGUGAAAUUACUGCUCCCUUUGGAAUAUAUGGCAAUCUUUGCUUUGUGUGCCAAAGACCCUGUGAAAGAGAGAAGAGCACAUGCCAGACAGUGCUUGCUCAAAAACAUCAGUAUACGAAGAGAAUAUAUUAAGCAGAAUCCUAUGGCUAAUGAAAAACUGCUAUCCUUGCUGCCUGAAUAUGUGGUACCAUAUAUGAUUCACUUACUGGCACAUGAUCCAGAUUUCACAAAACCUCAGGAUGUUGAUCAGCUUCGUGAUGUCAAAGAGUGCCUGUGGUUCAUGCUUGAAGUUUUAAUGACAAAGAAUGAGAACAAUAGCCAUGCCUUCAUGAAAAAGAUGGCAGAAAACAUUAAGCUUACCCGAGAUGCUCAGUCUCCUGAUGAGCCGAAGGCCAAUGAAAAACUUUAUACAGUAUGUGAUGUAGCACUUUGUGUAAUCAACAGCAAAAGUGCUUUGUGCAAUGCAGAUUCACCGAAGGACCCUGUAUUGCCAACCAAAUUUUUUACACAACCUGAGAAGGAUUUCUGCAAUGACAGGAAUUACAUUUCAGAAGAGACAAGGGUUCUUCUUUUGACAGGAAAG
Eurypyga helias (sunbittern) is the source of this 3264-nucleotide messenger RNA. It is a transcript of the gene PDS5A, whose product is annotated as PDS5, regulator of cohesion maintenance, homolog A (S. cerevisiae). NCBI's taxonomy places the organism in Eukaryota, Metazoa, Chordata, Aves, Eurypygiformes, Eurypygidae. The transcript is spliced from 27 exons. The record is from RefSeq and is a predicted model, not a curated record. Gene Ontology annotation, cellular component: chromatin; nucleus. Gene Ontology annotation, biological process: mitotic sister chromatid cohesion; DNA repair. The annotation marks the transcript as partial.